Molecule: messenger RNA, 1230 nt
Organism: Penicillium diatomitis
Lineage: Eukaryota; Fungi; Ascomycota; Eurotiomycetes; Eurotiales; Aspergillaceae
Gene: ayg1
Product: heptaketide hydrolyase ayg1
Exons: 5
Coding region: 1-1230 (409 amino acids)
Source: RefSeq, a predicted model, not a curated record
AUGGCACCAUGGAUGAUGGGAGAAAAGUUCAAUACUGUGUAUCCACACAAGGGUUCUAUUAAAGCUCUGUGGGAGACAAAGUGGAAAUUCUGUUGUGACAAGGCGAUCUAUCCCUUCCAUGACGGCGAUAUCAAGGACUUUGAACCCAUUUUCGAAAAGCUCAUCAAGGAGAACAUCAACGACGCUUCCUCAGAAGCCUACACCAAGGCAUUCCUACCAAUCGCAGAAGACUUGGAGAAACAGGCAGAUAUACUUCAUCAAGAUGGCAAACGCGAUACGGCAUCGGAUCUCUACCGACGCGCCGCGGUAGUUCUUCGCAUCUCGCGAUUCCCCUACGUCAGUCCCGCCAGUCGAGCCGAAACCUCACUCAAGAGAGUUGCCUUCGAACGCCAGAAGAAGGUCUAUCUGAAAGCCACCGCACUCUGGCAGCCGGUGUUAAAAGAGGUGGUGAUCCCCCACGAACAAGGUCUGAGCCACGAGGGACAACAGAUCUCUCUAUAUCUUCGUCUCCCCGAGGAAGCGUCUGCGUCACACCCCGUGCCCGUUGUUUUGCUCAUGACCGGCCUGGACGGAUACAGACCGGAUAACAGCCAGCGGACUCAUGAGAUCAUCGCUCGUGGCUGGGGCGUGGUGAUCGUGGAGAUUCCAGGGACGGCGGAUUCUCCGGCUGACCCUGCGGAUCCUGAGUCUCCGGACCGUCUGUGGACGAGCGUGUUGAAUUGGAUGAAGACCCAGCCAGAGAUGGAUAUGAGCCAUGUCGCUGCGUGGGGACUGAGUGCGGGAGGCUUCUAUGCCAUCCGCGCGUCUGUCAUUCACAGGCAACGUCUGGUGGGAUGUGUGGCCCAUGGGCCGGGUUCUCAUCAUUUCUUGAACAAGGAGUGGUUGAGCCGGGUGAACGAUCAUGAAUAUCCAUUCACAAUCACCGAUCCCUGGGCUGAAAAGUAUGGCUACUCCAGCACGGAGGAGUUCAUCGAGAACGCCCAGAAGAAGUUCUCCUUGGUUGAAACGGGCGUCAUGGAUAACCCUAACUGCCGGCUGCUCUUGUUGAAUGGCGUGGACGAUGGCGUUGUCCCGAUCGAAGACUGCCAUGUUCUUUUCAAUCACGGUGGUCCCAAGGAAGGAAGAUUCUUCGAGGGUUUGGUCCAUAUGGGCUAUCCACACAGUCUGCCUGUCGCGUACCAGUGGUUGGAAUCCGUCUUGUCGCCUAACCAGCCCGAGUUGAAGAAUUAG